This is a messenger RNA of Wickerhamiella sorbophila, 378 nucleotides long. RefSeq lists its product as hypothetical. The record is from RefSeq and is a predicted model, not a curated record. The coding region runs from base 1 to 378 and encodes 125 amino acids. The transcript has a single exon. NCBI's taxonomy places the organism in Eukaryota, Fungi, Ascomycota, Dipodascomycetes, Dipodascales, Trichomonascaceae.
AUGGACUGGUCCGGGCUCUCCCAGCUGACAAUCAUGAGCGAUGUCUCAACCGAUAUGUCGUCGAGCGACGAGGAGGAGCGCCGGACCAAGAGUGUGGCGCGGAUUCCUGAGCUGCCGGAACCGGUGAGGGUUGCCGCACCAGAGGUGCCCUCAUUGACACAGUUCUGGGAGAGCAACCCGACACCUGCGAUGGACGUGAACAUGACGACUGCUGAGCUCGAAGAACGGCUGGCCCAGGCUGAGCAGAUCGGUGAAUUUCUGAAAAAGCAGAACGACGAUCUGCAGGAGCAGUACAAAGCCGAGUGGAUUGCCAAAGAGCGCCUUCUUGACGAGAUAUUCCGUAAACAGCUCGGCAGUGGAGCGCCAAUUAUGGACUAA